ACGUGCAAAAUAAAUUGACGUAACAAAACUUGCUAUCAACAAUAGUUUUUUGCGAUGCUAAAAAUAACUAUAUAUAAUUUAUUUUUUCAUAUUCUUUGAAAAAACUAAGAAUCAAUGUCUUUAAAUUUAUUUGAAUUCUUGACCAGCUUAAUACGCAGAAUGCUAGCACUCUUGUCCUUUGGCCAAAAAACAAUAACCAACACACUCAACGUAUAUGUAAAAACCAACACCGGACGAACGUUAUCAGUUAAUUUGGAACCAAAAUGGGAUAUAAAGAACGUGAAGGAAAUUGUGGCUACUGAACUUGGUCUGCAACCAGACGAAAUGAAAAUAAUUUUUGCAGGAAAGGAGCUGAGUGAUGCAACUACCAUUGAGGAAUGCGAUUUGGGUCAACAAAGUGUACUACAUGCUAUACGUUUGCGCCCACAGCAGCAACGUCAACGUAUGCAUUCAACUGUUAUGGAAGAAGAAUCCUUAUCAAUAGAAGAGCCUUCUAAGCCAUUAUGUGAAACACUGGUUGAUUUACAGUUGCAAAGUGAAGAACGUGUGAAUAUUAAUGAAGAAGAUCGCGAAAGAACAAAGGCUCACUUCUUUGUACAUUGCACACAAUGCAACAAACUCUGUAGAGGAAAACUACGUGUGCGUUGUUCACUUUGUAAAGGCGGUGCAUUUACCGUACAUCGUGAUCCUGAAUGCUGGGAUGAUGUGCUUAAGUCUAGACGUAUUACUGGUCAUUGCGAAACUCAAGAAGUAGCUUGUGUGGAUAAUGAUUCUGGCGAUCCACCAUUUACAGAGUUCUAUUUCAAGUGUGCUGAACACGUAUCUGGUGGUGAAACAGACUUUGCAGCCCCUUUAAAUUUGCUAAAAAUUAAUAUAAAAGAUGUUCCAUGCUUAGCGUGCACCGAUGUAAGUGAAACGGUUCUAGUCUUUCCAUGUGAAUCAAAGCAUGUUACCUGCAUUGAUUGUUUUUUGCAAUUCUGUCGUUCACGCUUGUUAGAACGACAAUUUAUGCCUCAUCCGGAAAUUGGUUAUACAUUAGCUUGUCCUGCCGGCUGUGAAAACUCUUUUAUUGAAGAAAUACAUCAUUUUAAGUUAUUGUCACGUGAUGAAUAUGACCGUUAUCAACGUUUUGCAACUGAAGAAUAUGUUUUACAAGCGGGAGGUGUGUUAUGUCCACAACCGGGCUGUGGUAUGGGUCUUUUAGCUGAUCCAGAAUGUCGUAAGAUAACAUGCCAAAUUGGAUGUGGUUAUGUUUUCUGCCGAAAUUGCCUUCAAGGCUAUCACUUGGGUGAUUGUUUGCUGGAUGAGAGUAAUACUAGUCCAGCAGGAUCAUGUGAAUAUGCUGUAGACCCAAAUAGAGCUGCUGACGCUCGUUGGGAUGAAGCAAGUAAAGUUACUAUUAAAGUCUCAACAAAACCUUGUCCAAAGUGUCGUACACCUACUGAGAGGGAUGGAGGUUGCAUGCACAUGGUAUGUACACGCGCGGGUUGUGGUUUUGAAUGGUGUUGGAUAUGUCAGACAGAGUGGACUAGAGAUUGCAUGGGCGCUCACUGGUUUGGAUAGCUCUGAUCUUUGUAUUGUUAUUAUAUUAUAUAUAUAUUUCAUAUAAUUUUAUUGACAAAAUGGCUAUCUGAACUAUUAGCAA
Teleopsis dalmanni is the source of this 1645-nucleotide messenger RNA. It is a transcript of the gene park, whose product is annotated as E3 ubiquitin-protein ligase parkin. Lineage: Eukaryota; Metazoa; Arthropoda; Insecta; Diptera; Diopsidae. Gene Ontology annotation, biological process: regulation of mitochondrion organization; autophagy of mitochondrion; positive regulation of proteasomal ubiquitin-dependent protein catabolic process. Gene Ontology annotation, cellular component: mitochondrion; cytoplasm; endoplasmic reticulum. The record is from RefSeq and is a predicted model, not a curated record. Bases 115 to 1563 code for a protein of 482 amino acids. The transcript is spliced from 7 exons. Gene Ontology annotation, molecular function: ubiquitin protein ligase activity; ubiquitin conjugating enzyme binding; zinc ion binding.